AUGGCAGAAUUUCCGCGGAACCGCGGACGUCAGGGAUUCCUUCUUCCCACGUACAGUAUUGCCCUUGGAGAGACCAUUUUCAUUGGCUUCCUUGAAAACAUUAUAAGCCCCGCGGACAUCCGCGGUCUUGUGGCAGCGCCUUUCCGCCAGACGCUCAUCAAUACUAUUUAUGGACUUUACACCAUGAAGAGAGACGCCAACCGCAAUCCGAUAACAGGAGUGAAAAUAUCCCCUGUGAAUAUCCAGGGCAAAGUCCGGAAUGCCCAGAAUGCAACAAUUCGGCCGGGAAAUUUGGCCCCAGACAAUUCUGAUGAGAUAUUAUAUCGGUUAAGAAGAUUGGAAGCAGCUUUUCUUGAAAAGCCCAACUCAAGUCAAGAACCUAGACCUAAGCCUCAUGGUAUUUUUAUGAACUUAGAUACACCACCAGACCAGGCUUUUACUUCUCAUUAUGUCACCCCGUUCAGUGUCCACUAUACUUCAUCCGCGAAUGAAAAUAGCAUAGGUGUAUCGGAUUCCCCAAGCAUUGUUGAAUUGACGAGGAAGCUGCCACCACUACGGCAAGCCAGGGAGUUAUUCAACCACUUUGCAGUAACAUUGCAGCCAACCUUUGGCGUUCUUCAUAUACCCUCGUCCCGCAUUAUGAUGGAGAAAGUAUAUGAAUGUAUUGUUGAGGGUGAGGUACCACCGGCUGCUGAUUUGAUGCUUCUCUUCAGCAUCUUUGCGGGUUCCUCCCUGGGCUGGACACCUAGCCUUUUGGAGAAGCUCAAUACUACGAAUGAAGGGGCACGAGCGGCUUUGAUAGCGUAUAGUCGGUUUGCAUUGGCUAUCCUGGACCAUCCUUCGCGGAUUAUACAGCCAUCGACAACCGCUCUUGUAGCCAUCGGCACGCUGGGUCACAUACUAAUGAAUACGGAUGGCUUUCCGUCCCGCGUCCAAAUGCUUCGUCAUCAUUGUUUGCUGAUGUCGAGGGAACUCAAGAUCCAUCGGCUAGAUACGGCAAGAGCUCGCGAAGAAAGAAGACUGAAAGGAUGCGACAUGAUUGAUGUUGAGGUUCAAAGACGGGCUUGGUGGAAUAUGGUAGCAUCCGACUGGCUUCUUUCGUUCUCUGGUGGUCCCCAGGAAGGCGCAUACAUCUUCCAACCCAAACACAUGAACGUGAACAUGCCCAGUAAUACGGACGAUGAGCUGAUCACGAGUGCUGGAGUCCAGCAGCAUUUUCCACUGUCUGUGCCCACGUCAAUGUCUGCUUUCAUUACUCGAGUUCAGGGUGCAGAUUUAUGUCGCCAAGUGAUCGAUGCUCUUCCAUCCAUCCUACUCGACUCUCAAGAGCCAGACUAUAAGACCAUCCUGGAACUGGAUACGAAGUUCCACGAGCACAUUGCCAGCCUUCCUGUCUAUUUCCAGCUGGAUCCAAAAAGUAUUGAGCAGAGUCGGCAAACCUGCAAAGAGCGGCCCUACAUUGCCUGGCAGCGGAUCAGCGUUCAUUUCAGCAUUCAUACCCGACUUUGUCGAUUGCACCGGCCCUAUCAUCUAGAAGGUAUAACGAACCGCAAAUAUGCGUACUCGCACAUUGUUUGCAUCCGUUCAGCGCAUAAAGUUCUAGAACUCCGACGAGCGAUGGACGAAGUGGCUUCAGAGGUAGGAUUGCAAGCCGCGAGGUUCUGGACUGUCAUGCACCAUGUUUUCUUUGCCGCUUUGAUUCUGGCGAUGGAUGUAUCAUUUAAUCCCGUUGCACCUGAUGCCGAAGCUCGCAAGGCUCAAGUGCUUGCCGCAUACGAGACGUUGGAACAAUCCAAGCGAGAGUCCAACAAUCUGAUGGAAGGCAUCCAAAAGAAUCUUCAGACCUUGAUGUCUACACUGCACAAAAAGCGAUCGCAGAUAUCCACCCUAUCAAAGGAUGGUUCAGCCCGUGAGGGACUCGCCACGUCCUCAACGGGUAACCGAUCGGCAUGUGAGACGGACGAGCCUGUGAUUGCGCACGACGAAGGCACCUUUUCUGCACCGCCAUCGUUAACCGAUAUUGAUGGCCAUAGCCUGCUCAACGACUUGAGUGAAGAUGAUUGGCAGAAACUUUGGUCCGAUUUUGUGGCUGUGGCCCCCGAUUUAGAUGUACCACAGUGGAACUCGCUGCUAGAGGAUGUGGAUUUUACUCCCCACCUGCAAUGA
Penicillium longicatenatum is the source of this 2166-nucleotide messenger RNA. Its product is annotated as fungal specific transcription factor domain-containing protein. The record is from RefSeq and is a predicted model, not a curated record. NCBI's taxonomy places the organism in Eukaryota, Fungi, Ascomycota, Eurotiomycetes, Eurotiales, Aspergillaceae. The transcript is spliced from 7 exons. The coding region runs from base 1 to 2166 and encodes 721 amino acids.